This is a messenger RNA of Exophiala viscosa, 3923 nucleotides long. Its product is annotated as mRNA-nucleus export ATPase. NCBI's taxonomy places the organism in Eukaryota, Fungi, Ascomycota, Eurotiomycetes, Chaetothyriales, Herpotrichiellaceae. The record is from RefSeq and is a predicted model, not a curated record. The transcript has 2 exons. Bases 254 to 3622 code for a protein of 1122 amino acids. Gene Ontology annotation, molecular function: ATP hydrolysis activity; ATP binding.
GAAAAAAGUCCUCAGCCAGCAGGGGCGUCGGGUCGAUCCCUCAUAAAUUGCGAGCCUGAUUCCAACUUCUCACAGCAACCCCUCCAGCAAUCUCUUUUUUCUGUUUUUUUACCACUCUCCACUCUGCCAGGCCGACACAGGAAGAGGCCAGGACGUUGUAAUCGCUGCUGCGAUACUGAAAAAGCCAGUUUAUUGUGUACUUCACUCCUUUUCUUUUGCGUACCCGGCAUCCGUAAUCUCACUCUUCUGAGGUAUGCCACACAUCGAAAGCCCUCCUUUGGCUCCAGCGAUGGCCUCGACCGUGGUUCCAACAAAGUCCAACUUCUCCGGCAUCCCUCCUACUCCCGAAGAGGUGACCAGCAUCUUGCGGACGAUCCUCGACGCUGAUGCCGCGCAAACAGCGCUCGACAACUCCUAUGCCCUUACAAACAUCCUUGCCAAGUCGAUAGGCAUUCGAGGCCUAUUGUCUUAUAACUUGAUACCAGAGAUCAAGAAGGCAGCCACAGACAAGAAAAAUGCCUCCAAGCGAGAAAGCGCCAUGUUCGUACUGGGCGCAAUGUUUGAGAGAUUUCCUCGAGAACAGCCCCUUAGCGAAGUCGUCUUUCUUGUCCAAAACGGAGGACUCUUUGACAUUGUCCUCGAUGGCUUGGCCGACAAGGGUUCUUCUGUUCGUGAAUCGGCCCAGUAUGCAGUCGACGAACUCUUCAAGAAUCUCGAGCCUGAAGCGUUGGUUAUCGGCCUGCUCCCGGCCUUGCAACGAUACCUCUCGAAGAAGACCGGCAAGUGGCAAGGUACUGUCGGUGCUUAUACUUUGCUCGGAAAGAUGGCAGAUAAAGCACAAAUGGGAACGGGAAGUAAAGACGAGGAAGUGGCCAAGGAUGUACUACGGGAUUCUAUGGGUAAGACCUUGAAGGAGCUUAUCCCUAUCGUCGAGGGUGGUAUGCACGACUUGAAGGGUGAGGUAGCCAAAGCCGCCACAAAGACGAUGACCUCGCUCACGACCCUGUUGCAAAAUGAUGAUGUUGCACCGCGGAUACCCCUGAUCAUCGACACUAUGAAAAACCCUUCUACGGACACGUUGCAGAAGGCCAUUCUGGCGCUCUCCCAGACAACAUUUGUUGCGAUUGUGACAUCACCUGUCCUUGCGCUUCUCACUCCUGUCUUAGAGAGAGCUUUGAACACACCGACCACGUCACAGGAGGUGUUGAGACAGGUUGUGGUUGUGGUGGAAAACUUGACCAAACUUGUGCAUGAUCCAAUCGAGGCCAGGACUUUCUUGCCGAAAUUGCAACCUGGUGUGCAGAAAGUCAAGGACAACGCUUCGCUUCCCGAAGUCCGGGAACUAGGUACCAGAGCCGUGGAUGUCAUGAAGAAAGCAAUGGGCGAUGACAAAGAUGGUGUUACCAACGGCCAGAUUGCCAAGACAUCCACCGACGAUGUCCUGAAAGUCUUGGAUAGCCAGAUCCGCACCAAGGGUGGGCUGCAGAAGGAAGACAUGUCCGUCUGGAAAGAUGGCCAGACCUACGUGUCUGAAAUGGUCCGAGAAGAUGUCAACGCUCGGGUCUUUUCGCGCAUACCUGGCCGUGUUGGUCCUUAUCUCAAAUACAUGCUCCCUGCCGAGAGCUGCACUUCGGUCGCUGAUGGCGUCCAAAAGUUCUUCGUCGAAGAAGACCACAAGAAGUUCGGUGCACCCGUGGUGACAGAUCCCAACGAAGUCGAGAUUGUCAAUGCAGAGUUCUCUCUCGCUUACGGCGGUAUGUUGCUGCUGUCUCACACAAAUCUGCGACUCCUGAAGGGCCACCGGUAUGGUCUUUGUGGCCGCAACGGUGCGGGCAAAUCUACCUUGAUGCGCAGCAUUGCGUCUGGCAAGUUGGAAGGUUUUCCUUCCCAGGACGAAUUAAGGACGUGCUUUGUCGAACACAACCAAGGUGAGGAUGCCGAUAUCAGCAUUCUCGAGUAUGUGUCCAAGGAUCCAGCGAUUGCCAAAGAAGGGCAAGAGAGGAUUUCUCGAGUCCUCAACGAGGUCGGUUUUACAGCUGGUCCUGAAGGCAGACAAUCCCACAAGGUUGGCUCGCUGUCAGGUGGGUGGAAGAUGAAGCUGGCUCUCGCCAGAGCUAUGCUCAUGAGGGCUGAUGUUCUCUUGCUUGACGAGCCGACCAAUCAUCUCGACGUUGCCAACAUCAAGUGGCUGGAGGAGUAUCUGAACACGAACACCGAGAUCACCUCGCUCAUUGUGUCUCACGAUUCGGGAUUUCUGGAUGCCGUUUGCACUGACAUUCUCCACUAUGAGCAAAAGAAGCUGGUUCCUUACAAAGGCAAUCUUGCUGCAUUUGUCAAGGUCAAGCCAGAAGCCAAGAGCUACUACACUCUUUCCGCAUCGACAGUGCAGUUCAAGUUCCCGGCUCCUGGUAUCCUCAGUGGCGUCAAGUCCAACACCAGGUCCAUCAUUCGGAUGACAAACUGCACCUUCACAUAUCCCGGAGCCUCAAAGCCGAAUUUGCAUGACGUCUCAUGCCAGCUAACAUUGUCAUCACGGGUGGCGAUUAUCGGUGCCAAUGGUGCCGGAAAAUCGACAUUGAUCAAAUUGCUGACGGGUGAAACAAUCCCUCAAACUGGCAAGGUCGAAAAGCAUCCUAACCUGCGAAUUGGCUACAUCAAGCAACACGCUCUCGAGCACGUUGAAAUGCAUAUGGAGAAGACGCCAAAUCAGUAUCUGCAAUGGAGAUACGCCAACGGAGACGACCGAGAAGUCUUGAUGAAAGCCACGCGUGUUCUGACCGACGAGGACAAGGCGCAAUUGGCCAAAUGGAUUGAUCUGGGCGAUGGCAAGGGACCAAGACAGCUGGAAAACUUGAUGGGACGGCAGAAGUUCAAGAAGACUUUCCAGUACGAGGUCAAGUGGAAGAACACGCUACCCAAGUACAACAGUCAAGUCUCACGGGAGACACUCCUCGAAUGGGGUUUCUCGAAGUUGGUUCAAGAAUUCGACGACCACGAAGCGUCGCGCGAAGGUCUAGGAUACCGAAUCCUGGAGCCGAAGGUGAUCUCCAAACAUUUUGAGGAUGUUGGCUUGGACCCCGAGAUUGCCAACCACAACCAAAUCUCUGGUUUGAGCGGUGGGCAAAAGGUCAAGGUCGUACUGGCUGGUGCUAUGUGGAACAACCCUCACUUGCUUGUGUUGGACGAACCUACCAACUUUUUGGACCGUGACUCUCUAGGUGGUCUGGCAGUGGCCAUUCGGGACUACAAGGGUGGUGUCGUCAUGAUCAGCCACAACGAAGAAUUUGUGGGCGCAUUGUGUCCUGAGCAAUGGCAUGUCGCCGAUGGACGAGUCAUGCACAAAGGUCAUCUCGCCGUCGAUCUUAACAGGUUCGAGGACUCCCGACCUGGGUCGAGCAACGUCAGCUCGGUAGUCUCGAGUGCGAGUGCCUCCGCGGCUGCAUCGGCUGUCAACUCGGGUGCCGAGGACAACAGCGACAUGAAGUUCAAGGCAAAGAAGAAGAAGAAGAUGACACGCGCGCAGAUGAAGGAGAGAGAAGUACGACGACGUUUACGACAUAUUGAAUGGUUGAACAGUCCCAAGGGAACACCACAUCCACCGGACACCGAUGAUGAGGAAUAGAACGAGCGAUGCAUCUAGAAAAGUGGGAUAUUUGUGAUCCAUAGCGUUGGCGUUCUCUUAGACAGGUACUGCUUUAUGAGGGUAUUGUGCAUGAGAUUAAGAAAUACAUGGCGUCGAUAUAGACAGAAUGUUGCAAUGGACGCAUUUGCACAGAUUGGACAUAUCUCCAAAGACAGCGGCUGUACUGAAAUGUAAUUUCGAGAAGCUGUUUCCUGGCACUUUUGUUCCAUGAUACUCUUCAGCCUCGUGAGCUUCUUCUCAUGACGAGGCUCGGCUGAUCUUCGGUUUGUUUGGUUCAAUG